CUUGCCCCGUGUGCACAUGCGCAAUGCAACGUAUCACAGUGGACGUCAGUCGCUGUUAAUCUUAGGUUUCCGUAAGAUGUGAAAAAUUAAGUUCACAAUGAGUACUGAUACAACAAACAACACCCCGUCUUCAAAUGGAGAGGGGUCGACGACAGAAGAUUCUGCAGGAACCUAUGAAUGUAAUAUUUGUCUUGAAACAGCGAACGACCCAGUUGUCAGCAUGUGCGGACAUUUGUUUUGUUGGCCAUGCUUGCACCAGUGGUUGGAAACAAGGCGGCAGAGACCGACAUGCCCUGUGUGCAAGGCUGGAAUAAGCAAAGACAAAGUGAUCCCCAUAUAUGGUCGAGGUAAUCCAAAUCCACAAGAUCCAAGAGAAAAGUUGCCACCAAGACCACCAGGACAGAGAUCUGAACCUGAAGGCUCGGGGGCUUUUCACAACUUUGGAUUUGGUGGUGAUGGAGGUUUUCAGUUUUCCUUUGGAAUAGGAGCUUUUCCUUUUGGCAUCUUUGCCUCAGCAUUCAACUUUAAUGAUGGAAGACCUGCACCUCCCCCCCAGGGUUCGCCACAAGAGGCAGAAGAACAGUUCUUGUCCAAAGUUUUCCUGUGGGUGGCCAUCAUUUUCAUCUUCUGGCUACUCAUAGCAUGAUUGUCAGGACAAGGGCAACAGAAAACCAUUCAUUUCUUUUCAUACUUUUAGUCACGGUGCAUAAGUCAUUAUACUUUCUUUACACAUUGGUGUUUUCCUUUUUUUGUUGUCAUGGUAUGCCAGAUGAAAUGUAAGAAAGUAAUCGCAGAAAAGCUUGUGUGAAGAAUGUCUCCAGACAAGCACAGCCAGACUCUUUCCUGGUAAUGUUACAGGCAUGAUGCAUUCUUCUUCACACCAACAGAGACACUGAGUCCUGGUAUUUGACACUGACACUGACUCUCUGGUACUGGACGCUCACAGUUGUCACUGAAUUUACAGUGCUGUAUGUGAUGGUAUGUCAUCACGUGGUUGCCUCACCCCUUUCAAAUAAGGGACCGAGUAGAAAGGGUUUCUUCAUGCAUUAAAUACAUGGAUAACAGAUCGUAUAUGUUGGUUAUAAAUUAUGACUUGUAAUUGGUGUUAAGAGUUUGAACUCAUAAGAGUUUGUUUUAUAACUUGGCUCCAGUUGGACGUUGUACAAUUCUCAAAGUGUCACCAUUGUAAAUUCAUGUUGCAGUAGUUGGAAAACACGACACAUGUCCUAGAAAGUCAGGGUUACAGAAACCCCACCCUAUAUGAUUCAUUUGUUUGUGAGUGUGCAUGUGUAUAUAUAAGUAUAAAAGAACAAAAUACGUCUUUUAAAUUACUUGUGAGGUUUCAGUUUGAAGUGGUUUGUGAGUGUCCCUUCAAUCUCUUGUAAGAGUGAGAUCUAGGUGAAGAUGUUCUUGUGAUGAUGUUAUGAUGCAUUUGAUGAGCUGCAAUGUAGUUUUCAGCGAUUGUGAUCUGGAAAUUUUGUGUGAUUCUGGGCUUGCCUUAUGGCAUCCUGCUUGCAGUUAUCAAGUUAGUAAUUUAAAUAGUAGUCCAGAAAUCUGGUCAUGUAAACUUAGCAAGAAUUUUAUACAUAGAGUGAAAAGUUUUUAUGCAUAUAUUAAACAGAAGAUGAAUUUGCAUGGGAUGUAACUUAAGGGAAUAUUGAAAUAGUGGAACCUCUGGAAUACAGUCCUCAACAUUACCAUUCUUCACAUGCUCUGAUGAUUGUUCCUUUGAUGUUGUUUAGACUGGACUAUUCCAGUUACUUCCCACACCUGACUUAGAGUAAUAACUUUAUGUCCAGCAGCCUUCCAGACUACAUAAACCAUGACAGUGACAGCUUCAUGGUGCCAAAGCCAAUUUUCCAAACUAAAUAAACCAUGGCAUACAUAACAUGCUCAGCUUUGUAAAAAAAUUGUAAAUGCCACUUGAUUUUCACAAAACUUGUCAACUGUCUCUUUCAGAGAUGAUUGCUUUUGAGCUUACCUUGGUUCUUGUCACAAUCCUCCUGGUUGAUUUGAAUUUUUCUUUUGAUCAUUUUUUAAGGGUUUUGGCUAUAUGCGAGUUUCAGAACAUGAGUAGCACUGCAGCUACAUUGGAAAGCAAAAUACUUUGAGAUGACCUCACACUGUUCAGUGAAGGUGGAUUAAGGAGGGUCAUCAGCUUAUUAUGACCUGUAGCAAUGAUGUGAGAGGACCUGCAGCCUUCAAGUAUUGGGAGCUGAAGACCAUUAGGGUAAUUUGAUGAGGCAAAGUGGUCAACCCAGGACAGUGACAGUUGAAGGCUCACAGUGCAAGCCCUGUGCUCCAGGAUCUUCUCUGUAGACAUCAAACAGCAAGUUUCCCCAAGCCACUGCCUUUGCCACUGCAGUUUGGAGUAGUUGUUUUUAAAAAUCAGUUCUUGAUAUUAUGCAUAAGGUUGAUACUUUUUUAUUACCGGGAAAACGAAGAAAUUCAGAAAGUCAGAACAACCCAAGACUGCUUGCAGUUAUUUGGGACACUUGUAAACAUUUUCAGAGUUUGAAAGUUUAUGAUGUGUGUUCUUGAAUCAUAUGAAUGGCAGUCACAAGAACAAGCUCCACAUCUUAAGAUCCCUUCCACAGAGAGAAUUUUGCUUGAUUUUUAAAAGCUUUGAUUGAGUGCAUUAUUAAAGCAGUUGGCAUCGCUGUGGUAUCAAGGUUUUUAAGCUGGAAGAUGUGCACUAUAAAAAUAAUAUUGUUGUGUGUAGGUACCACUUGUCUGGGGUUUCCAUGCUAGUUAAAUUGAAUUCUUCUUAUACAGUUUGCUCUGACAGAUGCAAAAGUCGUCUUAGCUACAGCUACAUUAAUAUGUUUGUAUUGAAUGAAUUAAGCAAUUCCAGAAAGCUGCACAAAUGUGUACAACGUGCUCAUAAGGUUCAUUGAGCUACCUACAUUAGCAAACACUUAUAGGACUUUAAAAUAUUUGUGCAUGUCUUUGUUCACAAGGAUAUAAGCAGCAGGUUUUGGUUAUGUUACAUAAUCCAGAGAACAAAAAUUGUACGUUUCAUUCCAGUUUAUUUAUGGAAAUAUGAUUUCUUUUUUGUAAUUAAUUUAUGUCUAGAAUUUAUUUUUCAGCUCAUCACCCACAUCAGGUAAGGAGGUUUAGUUUAAACUAUCACUUGUAUUGCUGGGUGUCUGUCACUUGUAUUACUAGGAUCAAUAGCAUUUGUUGCUGAGUGGUUUCUUUCACUGCCGUGGUGUUAAUAACAUUGUGCCAGGUAUCAGUUGUAGGAUAUUGUGCAGAUCAUCUCAUUUAUUUCCAAGGUUCACUCAUUUGUUCAUGAAGCUUGCUUUUUUUUUUUUUUAAGUUAUGUGUAGGCAUCUAUUAGUUUGGAUAUUUUUAUGUUCACAACUCAACUGUCAAGGCAACUGCAUGUUGGCAAAACACUUGCCAUCUGAUUUUCACACAACUGAAUGAUUGGAACUAGUUUUGCCUGUCAUGAACCUCAGCAACAGACCAAACACUUGGCUGAAGAGGAUCAGCAAGGGUCACCUGAGUCUGUUACUCUUCUUUAUCCAGUUUGUAUCUUGGCAUCACAUCACUGUCUGGCUUAAAAAGAAAUUUAUUGAUCUAUUCCUCAGCAAGUGGCAUAGCAUGAUAUCUGAAAACAUUAAGAAAUAGGGGAUUUGUUUAGAAUUUUACUGUCUAGUAUAAAUACACAGCAGAGACAUUUACUGUGUGCAGUCAUUUCUCUUAUAUAAAAUUGUUUGCCCGCUGCCUUUAGUAGCAUGCUGAUGUAUUUUGUUGGAAUCACAAUGGCUAUAAAGUAUUCAGAAGAGAACUUAAAAUAGGUCUGUUUGUACAGCAGCUAUUGUGCAUUGCCAAACUUUGAGGCACUGUUCUUCAAAGGGUUUUAUUUUAAUGACUUCAAAACAUUUUAACGGGAAAUUUUUAUCAUGGCAACACAAGUCUAAUGUUUCUAAAAUGCUUAAGUUUCAGUCUGAUACAGUUUUGAUGGCAUCGACAGUUUUGCUGUCAGAUUGUGUCUUAAAUGAUUGGACACCAUUUUGUUGUAGUGAUUAUUGCAUCACUAAUGAGGUGCAAGGAGUUAUUUUUAAAAUUGCAUCAGAAUGGAAACCAGGGGGAGAUUAUUACUUAAUCUUAUUUUUGAGACUUUGUGUCCUUCAGGGAAAAACUUGUAGACAGAAUGUAAAACUACUAUAAAGGUAAGAGAAGUGAGUACUUUUUAAAGAUCAGCCUAAAUUUGUUUUUUAAAAUAUCCAGUCCUUUGUUUGUUUAAAAUAUACAGUUUAAAAUAUAAAGAGGGUUAGAGAAACACAGCAAGAACGUCAUGUGACAUAAUCUCCAUUGCAGCUUGUAUAUUGCAUGUAAUACAGACAGUAAUUAUGUUGUACAUGUGUAAGUUGUACAUGGGUCACGUACCACAGAAGUAAACUUUGUUGAAUAAAA
This is a messenger RNA of Pomacea canaliculata, 4425 nucleotides long. Its product is annotated as E3 ubiquitin-protein ligase RNF185-like. The record is from RefSeq and is a predicted model, not a curated record. Bases 98 to 646 code for a protein of 182 amino acids. NCBI's taxonomy places the organism in Eukaryota, Metazoa, Mollusca, Gastropoda, Architaenioglossa, Ampullariidae. Gene Ontology annotation, cellular component: endoplasmic reticulum. The transcript is spliced from 5 exons. Gene Ontology annotation, biological process: ubiquitin-dependent protein catabolic process. Gene Ontology annotation, molecular function: ubiquitin-like protein conjugating enzyme binding; metal ion binding; ubiquitin protein ligase activity.